AUGACGUAGUCGGUUAAACGGAAGUUGAUUUGAGCCAAUGAGCGUCGAGCUGAUGAUCAGGGUGUCUGUCAUUGGCUGGUUCAAAAGGAAGGAGAUUCAAGCGCUAACGGCUGGUCGCAGUCUGUACUAGUGUUGUUGCUCUGGGAACAGACGGUCUCGGUGCGUUGUUGAAUCCCACAUCGACAUUAUGGCGGACAGAGACUCUGGUGAUCGGUAUGAGUUUGAUGCUCCGUCCACCGUGGUGGACUUCGUUGACCUGCAGGAUGCUGAGAGUGAAGAUAAGUGGUUUGAUCAACAGACCAGUGCAGCAGAUGGCCACCUUGAAACUCCUUUGAGGCCUGACAAAGGCUUUAGGAAAAGCCAUGCGUCUGACCUGCCGAGAGCCAUUGUAACCCCUCAAGUCAAGACAGACGAGUAUUCAGGUCCCUCCACAUAUCAACCUCCAAACAUGGUGACAUCCUGGGGUGCUGGAUCUCCUGCUCGGACUGGUGCACGUCCAAAGAGGAAUGCCGCUAAUCAAUCCCCCCCUGCCCAACCACGCAGGGUUUCAAAACGUAAAGAGAUGACCGCUGGUCCAGCUCCACCAUCAAAGAAACACAAAAAAACUCCUCCUGCUGCCCGUAAAUCCAGUAGUGUCCUCCGCAACAAGGGGCCUCUGAAUACCAGGACGGCGCCCCAGACCCGGACAGCAGCUUCCACUACUGCAAACACAGAGCCAAAUAGCUCUGAAGAACAGGAGCUGGAGCGCAUCCGGAACCUCCAGAAUGAAGUGGCUCUGCAUCGCAAACAGAACGAGGCCAGCUACAAAGCUGCUCUGGCUGGCAUUCCACCUCCGAAGAAGAUGGUCCUGUCAGCGACCAUGCCCAAAGAGUUCAACUUCAACACAAACACCCGUGUCAAGGCGACCACUUCGUCCAACGCAGCCCACAAGGACGUGGACUUUAUCAAUCAGCUUCGCAAACCCUCCUCCCCAGCAAAAGCUAUGAAAGGUGCCACAGUGCCCAAACCCUUCAACCUGUCAACGGGCAACAAGAGAGAGGCCGAGGAGCUAUCUGCCUACGUGCCCAUGGCUCAGCAGAUAGAGCAGUUCCAGAAACGAACACCUGACCGCUACCAUCUGCGAAGUCUCAAGAGUCGAGAGAGAGGGCCAUCAUCAGUGAAGGGUGAUAAGAUGAAGCUCACCCAGCCUCACACCCCACACCUGAUGACCCGCCGGAGGGGCCGGCCAGUCAAUGUUAAGAGCAGUGCUCAACUGGAGGAUGAAGAGGUGGAAAAACUUCACAAGUUUAAGUUCAACGCCUUGGAGCUGAACAGGAAGAUUUUGGAGAGCGUGGAGUGUCUAAAGAAGCCAGCAGUGAAGGAACCCACUGUACCCGAAGGCUUCGAGCUGCAGAUUGAAAAAAGGCUCCACGAGAGACAAGCCACCAAGAAGCCUCAGGAAGCUGAAGAGAAGCCGCAGGCCUUUAAAGCCCAACAGCUGUCUAAAAAGAUCCUAGAAGGAGUAACGGGAUUGCCAGAAAAGAAAUUUCUGCAUCCGACUGUGCCAGAGUCUCCAGCUUUUGCCCUUAAGAAGAGAGUUCGUAUGGAGCCCAGGGUCGAGGAAGUAAAACAGCCGUCACCCAUCAAGGCCCCCCCAGUGCCUCAUUUUGGCCUCCCCUUCCAGCCCCAGCUACAAGAGAACCACCACGUGGAAGUCUGUCCUUUCUCCUUUGAAGAGCGGGAUCGAGACAGGAGGGCACUGAAAGAGAAGAGGCUGGAGGAGAAGCGUAAUGAAGAGGUACCACAGUUCAAGGCCCAGCCGCUGCCAGACUUCGACACCGUGGUACUCCCCGAGAAGAAGAAGCUAGAGGCCACAAAGCUCGAGCCCUUCAGAAUGCUGCUAGAUGAACGGGGAGCUGUGAAGAGCAGUCGCUGGGAGCAGAUGGUGAAAGAAGAGCAGAAACGGGAGGAAGCAACAGUAUUCAAAGCCAGGCCCAACACAGUCACUCAUAAAGAGCCUUUCCUGCCCAAAAAAGAGGCCCGGGCUGCAGUGGUCGUGGAGGCCUUUGGGCUGUCGACAGAGCGACGGGCCCUGGAGCGGCAGGAAUUCGAGCGGCAGGCCGGUGACAAGGAGGCUCUCAGGAUGCUCAUGGAGGAGGGGCAGAGACGAGAGGAGGAGCAGAAGGAGAAGGAGGACAUCAUCAGGAUGCGGCACGAACAGGUUCACACUGCUCAACCCAUCAGACACUACAAACCUGUAGCAGUGAAGAAGAGUGAAGUACCUCUCACAAUCCCUCACUCACCAAACUUCUCUGACCGCUUCCGCUUGUGAUCAGCCUGCCUCAUUCCACUCUAUAGAAAUUGGCAUAUUUUUUACAAUAUGUUCUUUUUUCAUCUUUCUCAAAUUAAUUUUUAAGUCUUUCGUAUUGUUAGUUGGUAGUUUACUGUCUGAGGUUGUAAAACAAUGUAUUUGAAAUGACUGAAGCUCUGUUUUUCUGUCUGUUCCAUGUUGAGCUUUAGUUUCUAACCACCUGCUGUAUAUUCUCUCACACGUUUUUAUCGUGUUCAUCUUAUGUUUUAACGGACAAGCGCUUUACAGUUGGGUUCAGGCUGCCCUGCAUACUUUUUGCAUUUUUUAUUUCUUUUUUUAUAUAUAUACAUAACUUGUCUAAAAAUAAAAGUUAAAAUUACCAAUUAUGGACCUUUUUAACUUGAAAUUUGGACAACUUUGCAGCAAUAGUUAAUGACAGUAUAACACAUGGAACUUAAGCUUUAAAGUCUAGAUGAAAUGGAAACUUUUAGAUCACAUCCCUGGUCAUAUUGUGCACCUAUUUAACAAUAAAUAUAUGUGAAAAA
Messenger RNA from Sebastes umbrosus (honeycomb rockfish), 2835 nucleotides. It is a transcript of the gene tpx2, whose product is annotated as TPX2 microtubule nucleation factor. Gene Ontology annotation, cellular component: microtubule; spindle. Bases 188 to 2311 code for a protein of 707 amino acids. The record is from RefSeq and is a predicted model, not a curated record. NCBI's taxonomy places the organism in Eukaryota, Metazoa, Chordata, Actinopteri, Perciformes, Sebastidae. The transcript has 17 exons. Gene Ontology annotation, biological process: regulation of mitotic spindle organization; activation of protein kinase activity.